Molecule: messenger RNA, 820 nt
Organism: Funneliformis caledonium
Lineage: Eukaryota; Fungi; Glomeromycota; Glomeromycetes; Glomerales; Glomeraceae
Source: the annotation of a GenBank genome assembly
GUCAAAUGAAAUAAAUAAACCCGUCACAGAUGAAGAAUUGAUGAAAACACCUAUCAAAUCAGUCUGUAAACAGAACCGUUAUAAUAAUGCAUAUUCACAAAAAUAUAACAUCAUAGGAAAAAGGUCAGAUGAAAUAAAAUAUGAUGAUAAUUUGAGUUCAUUAUCGAAAAAACCAAUUAAACCAGUUACAGAUGAAGAGUAUCAAGAAUUGAUGAAAACAACAAUCCAAACUACGCGUAAAAAUAAUAAUCUAAAUUCAAAAGAUAACUCUACAGAAAGUAGAUCAUUUGAAAUAAAAUCAAUUAAACCUGUUACAGAUGAAGAAUUUCAAGAAAUAAUGAAAACACCCAUCAUUGGAUCAAGAAAACCAAUUGAGACUGUUACAGAUGAAGAAUUUCAAGAAUUAAUAAAAACACCCAUCAUCGGAUCAAGAAAACCAAUUAAACUUGUUACAGAUGAAGAAUUUCAAGAAAUAAUGAAAAAACCACCCAUCAUUAGAUCAAGAAAACCAAUUGAGACUGUUACAGAUGAAGAAUUUCAAGAAGUAAUGAAAACACCCAUCAUCGGAUCAAGAAAACCAAUUAAACUUGUUACAGAUGAAGAAAUUCAAGAAUUAAUGAAAACACCCAUCAUCGGAUCAAGAAAACCAAUUAAACUUGUUACAGAUGAAGAAUUUCAAGAAGUAAUGAAAACACCCAUCAUCGGAUCAAGAAAACCAAUUAAUCCUGUUACAGAUGAAGAAUUUCAAGAAUUAAUGAAAACACUUAAACCUGUUACUGGAGAAUUUCGAGAAUUAAUGAAUUCACCCAUCAUCCCAUAG